Messenger RNA from Rotaria sordida, 702 nucleotides. NCBI's taxonomy places the organism in Eukaryota, Metazoa, Rotifera, Eurotatoria, Philodinida, Philodinidae. The record is from the annotation of a GenBank genome assembly.
AUGUUACGCCAUUUUCUCUACAAAAAUAUAUUUUAUUUGAAUUUAGAACGACAUUCAAGUUUGUCUGAAUCAAAUAGUACGUCUAUUUUACGUCAUCGUCCUCCACUUCCAAUACCAGACGAAAGAUAUUUGAAAUUAAAUGAAAAUAAUCAAAGAGAAAUUCAACGAUGCCAUCGUUCUGCGAGUUCUCCAACGGCAGAUAAUAUUUAUCUUUCAGUAACAAAAAGUUCCCAAUGUUUUAUUAAAGGAUAUUAUGAAACAAAUACUAAAUCUCAGUCAAAUCUUGAAAUAGAGACAGAAAAAGAUAAUUCAACAUCAUUAGAAGAUAAAUCAUUUACAUGGGCUGAUAUUUUUUAUGCAAAUGAACGCAAUGAUCAUGCCAAUAUUCUGAAUACAAUUUGUCAAAUUGGAGCUUUUCUUGUUCGACCUCAUUCCAUAAAAAGUAAUUCAAAUCAUCAUGAUCAUACAUUAAGUAUUUAUGCAUAUGGAGAAAUAAUUAAAUAUAAAAUUUUAAUUUUAUCGAAUGGUAAAUAUAGUUUAGUAACUAAUAAUAGUCAACCAUGUUUUUUUACAAUUCCUGAUCUUUGUCAAUAUUAUACAAAUCAUGAAUUACCACGUUCAACAUUACGAGUCAAUUCAAUAAAAGAAACUGUUGAAAAUAUUUAUCUUGAACGGCCAUAUACUUAUUAUGCAUAUCAUUAG